UUUCAUUUCCGUUCCCGUUUUGAGGCACAUGCAUUGCGUUUCCUUGUGUUGUCGCUUCCAUUCUUUAAUCUUUUGAGUAGUAUUCAAGCAGACUUUUGGUCUUCUAAAAUGUUGCAAGUGGUAGAGAUGUUAUGUCUUGAACGUUUUUGACUUUUAAAUUGUGUGUUGAUUUAGAGCUGUUUGCCACCAUGAAUGCUCCAUAUAUUUCUUCAUCUUCGUAUCUUUGGUCUCGGUAAUUCAUGUAGUUAUCCUUUGCAAAUGGUUUGAACUCCAACUAUCUGCAUAUCACUACUCAUAGUUCUCGGGUUUUAGUUAGGGUAAGUGAUGUAUUUUCAUUCCAAUUUGACCUAAAAAAGAAUUUGGAAACGUUUUCUUGUUCUUUUAUUAGUUUUAGUUUUGAAUAUUUUAUAUAUCCCAUCUGAGCGAUCAAGAUGGGGUGGUUAUUCACAUUAAUCCUUUUUGUGCAGAUUUGUGAAGGACGCUUUACUUUAUGCUUGCACAUUUUAACUGUUAUACACUGUAAAAAUGUUAAAAAGAAAUAUUUGCGGAGGUACCAUCCUGAUCAUGGAUAUUGAUGCUUCCUGGCUGUGGUAUGACUUGGGGUUUUUGAAAAUUUUAUUUACAAUUUAUAGUUGUAGACUUUUGCAUUUGUAGUUGUUCACAAACAUGCACUGAUUUAUACACUACGAAUAGUUAAACCACAUGUUGCCACAGCUCACUCCUGCAUAUGCUUGCACACAUCACUGCUUCAGUAUACACCAACUUUGAAGCUUGUGAUACUACCUCUGAGAAGAAGUAUUUUGUGACACUAGAUGAGCCAUGGGUAUAGAGUUGCCAUAGGUUUACAUUUGGCUACACCCAUCUGAACAAGGUGAUAAGACAAAUACAUCAUACUUUCUAAGAAACUAGGUCUUGAUUUUGCCUUUCGCUUUUCUUUAAAUUAAAGUAUCUAGCAUUUCUUGAGAUUAUGAUCUUAACUUCGCAUUAGAUCUGGUUUAUUUUUCAUUGUUUGUAACUUGAGAAUUAGAUAUACAUUAUGUUGCAUGUUAAUUAUAUGAAUUUAACCUGUGGCAUUUAGGAAUGCUAUUUCUCUCUUAUUUCAGCCUUUAAAGCAGGUUGGGAGUAAUUUCUAAGAAGCUGGCGCGAUAAAGAUGCGUUGUUUAUAUGCUUAGAAAUCUAUUGUGGGCUACAUCAAAGCACGAUGUCUACCUCAUGGAAAAUUACUCAGUAAUGCAUUGGUCAUCACUGCUUCACAAAGGCGAAGAAGUACUGAAUGUGGCUAAACCAAUUGUUCCCAACCUGAAGCAUCCUGAAUUGCUAUCUCAGCAACUCUCUAGAGUGCAGAUUAGCACUAUGGUAGUUAAAGAAAAUUUAAUGGUAGCAGGUGGUUUUCAAGGAGAGCUUAUUUGCAAGUACUUAAAUCAAUCUGGGGCAGCAUUUUGCACAAAAUUGACUACUGAUGAUAAUGCAAUCACCAAUGCUGUGGAUGUGUACAAUAAUCCUAGCGGUGCAAUGAGAGUUAUGGCUGCGAAUAAUGAUGCUAAAAUCCGAAUAUUUGAUGCUGAAACUUUUGUUAGUAUUAACCGCUACUCAUUCAACUGGUCUGUAAAUAAUACCUCGGUAAGUCCAGAUGGGAAGUUGCUUGCAGUACUCGGAGAUAGUGUGGAGUGCUUGAUCGUUGAUGCCCAAUCUGGCAACAUUACCAACAGCCUAAAAGGGCAUUUGGACUAUUCUUUUGCUUCAGCUUGGCACCCUGAUGGGCACAUUCUGGCAACUGGGAAUCAGGACACUAGCUGUAGGUUGUGGGACAUAAGAAACCUGUCGAAGUCCCUAGCUAUAUUGAAGGGAAGAAUGGGAGCAAUAAGAGGAGUGAAGUUCACAUCGGAUGGUCGGUUCCUGGCCAUAGCUGAGCCUGCAGAUUUUGUUCACAUCUUUGAUACAAAGUUGGGAUAUGUUAAUUGCCAAGAAAUUGAUAUUUUUGGGGAAAUAGCUGGAAUAUCAUUUAGCCCGGAUACAGAAGCGCUCUUUGUUGGGGUUGCUGAUCGCACUUACGGCAGCUUGUUAGCGUAUAACCGCAGACGAUAUAACCAAUAUCUGGACUCCAUGUUGUAGAAUGCAGUGCCUCUGAUAAUUUAUAUGAGAGGUAAGGUAAGCUAGUGUGAAUAUUUUAAGGGGGGGUUGUAUCAGAAUUGCCUUGGCAGUGUAUAACUUCCUGGGGAGGAGCAGCAGCAGCCAGCAGGUUUAGUUUUGCCCUUGGUAAGUAAAGAUGUUUCUGUGAAGGUCAACUUUUAAGGGAAAUUUUUUGUUGUAAAGCUAUUGGCAAUCGUAUAUAUAGCACAUUUAAUACGUUUUUAUGAUAUUGUUUUAUAUAUAUCGAAAAUGGUACAUUAAUUGUGUAAA
Messenger RNA from Gossypium arboreum, 2400 nucleotides. RefSeq lists its product as uncharacterized. Gene Ontology annotation, molecular function: protein binding. The record is from RefSeq and is a predicted model, not a curated record. NCBI's taxonomy places the organism in Eukaryota, Viridiplantae, Streptophyta, Magnoliopsida, Malvales, Malvaceae. The transcript is spliced from 7 exons. Bases 1165 to 2112 code for a protein of 315 amino acids.